Metopolophium dirhodum (rose-grain aphid) is the source of this 747-nucleotide messenger RNA. RefSeq names its product zinc finger protein 593. Lineage: Eukaryota; Metazoa; Arthropoda; Insecta; Hemiptera; Aphididae. The coding region runs from base 302 to 739 and encodes 145 amino acids. Gene Ontology annotation, molecular function: nucleic acid binding; zinc ion binding. The transcript has 4 exons. The record is from RefSeq and is a predicted model, not a curated record.
GCACGUUCUGGCAAUACUGCACUAUUUUUGAUUUGGCUAGGCCCUUCCGUUUCUUGGUUAUCUAAGGAAAAUUCGAAAACGGUAAACACUAUUGAUAUUAGAGUUUUGGAUGCGGCCAUGUGGCAUUCGCGCACUACGCAGCUGAAAAACUAAUCAUUUUCGAUUGUGAUUUAAACUGUUGACAAUAAUUAAUAGUUAAGCGAAGCCACUUCCUUUCGCCAACGUAAGUAUGUAAGUCUGCGGUUUUCUGUUGUACGAUCUACGUCGAAUCGAUGACUUCUACAAAAUAAUACGAUUUUAUAUGACCGGACCGCAGAAGAAGAAAAAGCACCAUGUAGGCGACACAUUCUACAAACGAAAGUACAAGACCAAGCACAGAGCCAGAGACAUCGACGAGGUUGAUAACGACCUAAAGAAAGAAAAUGCAGACCGUUUGUUAAAACAAGCUCUUGAUUUUGACAAACCUGGGGAAGGACAGCACUACUGUAUACAUUGCGCACGUUAUUUUUUGAGUGAUCAAGUCUUACAAGAUCAUUUUCGUACAAAAUUGCAUAAGAAACGAAUUAAAGAACUGAAGCUCGAACCAUACACUAUUGAAGAGGCCGAAAGAGCAGCUGGCUUUGGAAGUUACAUAGCUCCAAAAGAAAGAAUCAUUGUUACACAACCCAUUAAUGUGGAAGAAUAUAAAGAACCUGAAGAAGUUGCUGAUAUUUGUUCAUUAAAUAUAGAUUUACAAUGAUUAAAAAA